Molecule: messenger RNA, 1556 nt
Organism: Microplitis demolitor
Lineage: Eukaryota; Metazoa; Arthropoda; Insecta; Hymenoptera; Braconidae
Product: tRNA modification GTPase GTPBP3, mitochondrial
Exons: 4
Coding region: 13-1533 (506 amino acids)
Biological process (GO): tRNA methylation; tRNA wobble uridine modification
Cellular component (GO): mitochondrion; cytoplasm
Molecular function (GO): protein binding; GTPase activity; GTP binding
Source: RefSeq, a predicted model, not a curated record
UUAAUUUAAAUAAUGUGGAAAAGAUUGAUAACAAAAUUUCUUAGAUCUGAUGUCAAGAAGCGUCUGAACGAUACUGGCGGGAUCUUUAGUUUUGUUUGUCGAUUUAAUUCUACUGGUGCUUCAACUUCAACAAUUUAUGCAUUAUCAUCUGGUCAAGGAAAAUGUGGAGUUGCUGUUAUACGAAUUUCAGGGAGUAGAUCAUUAGAAGCAUUAAAAAAAAUGACAAAUUUAUUAAAUCCUUCUCCAAGACAAGUAUUUUUACGAAAAAUAUACGACCCAAUUACAAGAGACAUUAUCGACAAAGGUUUAUGUCUUUGGUUUCCAGGCCCAAAUUCAUUCACUGGUGAAGACAGCGUAGAAUUCCAAGUACACGGAGGCCCAGCAGUAAUAGAAUCUUUAAUGUCCGCUCUAUCAAAGCUUAAGUUCAAUCCAGCAGAGCCCGGUGAAUUUACAAAACGCGCAUUCUAUAACGGGAAACUUGAUUUAACUGAGAUAGAAGGCCUAGCAGAUUUAAUUCACGCAGAAACAGAACAGCAACGCAAGCAAGCUCUCCUUCAAGCAGGCGGAAGCCUCAGUAAUUUAUACAACUCAUGGAAAAAAGAACUGUCCACAUCACUAGCGAAUAUCGAAGCCUACAUUGACUUCAGUGAAGAUGAUAAUAUUGAACAGAAUGUAUUAGAAAAUUGUAAUGAAAGGAUUAGAAGUCUUGUUGGGGAAAUUUCAAAACAUCUAGCCGAUGGCCGACGUGGAGAAAUUUUACGCUCCGGAGUACGUACUGUUAUCAUCGGACAGCCUAAUGUAGGAAAAAGUAGCCUGCUAAAUUAUUUAGUACGCAGAAAUGCUGCUAUUGUAACUCCAAUAGCAGGAACUACUAGAGAUAUUGUUGAGUUGAAUACAAAUAUAUCAGGAUAUCCUGUUAUUUUAGCAGAUACUGCAGGACUUGUUACCUCUACUAGAGAUAUUGUUGAAGAAGAAGGUAUAAAAAGAGCUAGAUCUUACGCCGUCACCGCUGAUUUUAUCAUUCUGAUGAUUGAUAUCUCAAAUUAUUUAUCAAGUUGUAAAUCAUUCAGUGAUUACGUGCGUUAUUAUAUUGAUUCGCUAGACAUAAAUGAUUUAAUUAAAGACAAACAGACAAAUUUUAUUGUUGUUGUUAAUAAAAUUGAUCUAAUUAAUGAAGAUUAUGAAAAAAUAAUAAAUGAUUUGAAGAAUUAUGAAGCCGUACCGAUUUCUUGUGAUAAAGAAGAUGGAUUUAGUGAUUUAUUAAAUGCAUUGACUGAUAAAUUUAAAGAUAUUUGCGGAAAUCCAUCGAGGGAAAACCCGACGAUAAGUCAAACAAGACAUAGAAUCCAUUUGAUAAAUUGUGUUGAUUAUUUAAAUAAUUAUUUGGAGAUAAUAAAUAAAUAUGAGUAUGAUAUGGUAAUUGCGGCACAGCAAAUACGCUUUGCAAUGAGAGAGUUGGGUAAAAUAACUGGUCAUGUUAGCAGUGAAGAAAUUUUAGAUAUUAUUUUUAAAAAUUUUUGUAUUGGAAAAUAAUAAAAACACUUAUGAAUAAAUUA